Messenger RNA from Radiomyces spectabilis, 803 nucleotides. RefSeq lists its product as uncharacterized. NCBI's taxonomy places the organism in Eukaryota, Fungi, Mucoromycota, Mucoromycetes, Mucorales, Radiomycetaceae. The record is from RefSeq and is a predicted model, not a curated record. The coding region runs from base 232 to 657 and encodes 141 amino acids. The transcript has a single exon.
UAUAGAUAAAAAAAGAAAAAAACGUUUGGGCAUGUUUCCUACUUGAGGAAAUGAAAAAGCAUUGACUAUUUUCUGUUAUUUAUUGAUAAAACGGACCUCUGCAUUGAUUCUUCCUUCUUUGUUUGUCUCGUUCUUAUUCUUUUUUUUUUUCGGUUUAUUCCCCCAACAUGGUACUGGUAGUUGGUCACACAUUAAUCCAUCACCAUACGCUGUCGACAGUGUAUUCAUCGUAUGGGAUCAAUAAUUACUGUCUCACGCAUAAAGUCUACUUUUCCAACACUUGGUGUCCACACUGUGGCCACGAUCUCUAAUGAAACCUUUCCUAACCGAUUUGCACUUUAUCAACCUCGACUCCAAGCAUACAGUAUAACAUUGAUAAAGGUAGAAUAUCCUGGAUCCAUCAUCUUCAUCUUCAUCAAGUAUAAAGUCUCACUUUUUUUUUCGUUAUCUUUGCAGAUCUCGGUGAUGAUGAUGUCUUUAACCGUUUGCACUUUUCUUUUCGCUCUUUCUCCAUAUUUUUUUUUGUGCCUGUAUGUGUAUAUAAAUCAUAGUUUUGUAACCAAUUUUCAAUUUUUGUUUGCUUGGGAUAACAGCGUGACCUGCCGAUCAUUCGAAUAUAAUUUUCACAUUCUCCCCAUAUCAUUAAAGAAAAUCUAAAGCAUGCUGUAAGGAGAUUUUUUUUUGCAAGACCAUCCAAUCACGGAAAGAUCAUCCCUUGAGGCCGUGGUGACUCUUUUGCGAAAAAGACUAUUAUAGGCAAAAGAGUUGGAUUGUGCCUAAAAAAGCGCAUUGUUUGAUACACG